This is a messenger RNA of Anopheles moucheti, 2836 nucleotides long. RefSeq names its product delta-sarcoglycan. Gene Ontology annotation, cellular component: sarcolemma; sarcoglycan complex. Gene Ontology annotation, biological process: cardiac muscle tissue development; heart contraction. NCBI's taxonomy places the organism in Eukaryota, Metazoa, Arthropoda, Insecta, Diptera, Culicidae. The record is from RefSeq and is a predicted model, not a curated record. The transcript is spliced from 6 exons. Bases 1 to 1557 code for a protein of 518 amino acids.
AUGUCGCGCUAUUCAAGGGACGACCCACGUUCAAUUUUCUUCAGCGGCAGCUCGACACCCCUCCGGAGCUACGCCGGUUCGGAUCUGUUCAAGCGCACCACAACCACUCCGGCGACUCCGACACAAUCAACCAGCCCCACUCCAUCCACAUCCUCGGCCGGUCCGCCCGCGUCCACCCCUGCGGCAGACCCCGCCAAACCGGAGCCGGUCGUUCGCAUCAUCCCGAUCCUUUACCCGGCCCAGCCGGCCCGUCUCAUCGGUGGUACAAGCAGCUACGGUAACACCAACCGACCCAACCCCACCGAUGGGCCGGACGGGGAGAGCGCACCAGUGAAGGGCAGCGAGGUUAGCGCUACCCCGCCACCAACACCCCCCACCUCGGUGGCGCCCGUCACCACCGGGAUACUUAAAUCACCGCUCGGUACACCGCCCGCCGCCGGUACCGGCACACCGUCGCGCGUGUCCUUCUCGGCCCGACCGGCCACGACCACCAAACCGACGAUGGCCGGCCCGAGCGGCACCAACCCGUCCAACGUCACGCCGGGCGGCACCGGCAACGGGGUCCACGGCCGUACGACGCUCCCGCUGGCGAAGGCGUCGCGCUCGACAGAACCGCCACUACCGCCACCGAUCGGAGGUGGCGAGGCCACACCGAAUGUGCCACACCAUCCCGAACCGGGGCCCGGUACUGGGGCGUCCGCCUGUCGCAUGCAGCUCGCCCUGUACGGUUGGCGCAAGAAGUGUCUGUAUGCGCUCAUCUUCAUCCUGACGGUCAUGAUCAUCGUGAACCUCGCGCUUACCCUUUGGAUCAUGAAGGUGAUGGAGUUCUCCUCGAACGGUAUGGGCCAGCUGAAGAUAGUGCCGGGCGGUAUUCAACUCACCGGACAGGCGCUGGUACUCAACACGCUUCGUGCAUCGUCAAUCCGAUCGAAACACGGACAGCCCAUCUCCGUCGAGUCGUCGCGCAAUCUGAGCGUAAACACACGGAACGCGUACGGUGCGGUCGAGAACCAGCUGUUUCUCGGUCACGACCGGCUGGAGGUGCUCGCCAAUCACUUUCGCAUUACGGACACGCACGGCACGAACCUGUUCGCGGUCGAUCGGGACGAGGUGAUCGUCGGUGCUGGUUCGCUCCGGGUGGAAGGUGAAGGUGGUGUUGCGUUUCGCGACUCCAUCCAAACACCACUCGUCCGCGCUGACGCCGGUAAGGACUUGAAAUUAGAGUCACCGACUCGAUCGCUCGAAGCACGGGCGACCCAGGAAAUAUUCAUCCAGUCACGUGCGGGAGGUAUCGAGACAACCUGUCUCAACGAUCUGAAGCUGCACUCGGUCGCUGGCAGUAUUCGGCUAGACUCCAGCGCCAUCUAUAUGCCAAACCUGAAAACGGUGCAAACGGUGGGUGGUGCUGGUGCUGGUGGCAGUAGCCUCCUAUCUGCGGCAACUCGGGCGGACACCGCGGGUAAGAUCUAUCAGCUGUGCGCCUGCUCGAGCGGUAAGCUGUUCCUGGCGGCGCCCAACAGCGUCUGCACCGCGGACGACAGCGCCAUCUGUAGGUAAUACUAGUCGCCACUUUGCUAGAAACCUCCGCGGCCAGUUCCUUCCCAGUGCGUCGACGUUCGGUGUGGAGGUGUGUGUGGUGCAUUGCAGUAGCAACAGUUGGUAGUAGAUAGUGAGCAGGUAAUAGCAGCAGCGUAAUGAGAGGGGGAACUUGGGAGGAUAGACAGACAGGCAGGCUUACAGACAGGGUACAGCGGUACACGCAGGACCUAACCUUCCCAACCAUUCCCGUCCCCGAGAUGCCUUAACACACGAAUGAUGCCGACACUGAACAGUUGUUAAAGGUUCUCCGACACAGUAGAUGGCGCACGUAUCGCGUCCUGCAUGAGCUUACACUGGCACUCGUUGGUGGGAAUUUUGGAGAGACGAUGCGCUGGCUGGCGAUUUGGGCUACAACAAUCAGCAGGUUCCCCGUACUGGACGUCACUCUAACUUUCGCUCCAGGUAACACACGAGCCUUACCCUUUGCUCACGCGAUCCCGUCCCCAUUUCCCCUUAGUCUUUUGCUCUGCUCUGCCGCGUGAACACAGCACACAGCAACUCAAAAUUAAAAGAAAAUUAAAACGUGUUAUACUCUAGCAACCAAUAAUGCAUACACUUAGAGGAACGACUAUAUAUAUAUAUAUACACAUACCUUAGCAAUGACAGAUAAGCGUUAUAUAGAGCUAGGACCUUCCGGUGCGGUUGGUACAAACGAUAUCAAUCAUACUGUAUUAGUGUGUUUCAAAUUCCGGUGCAACGAGGCAAAAAACAAAACAAAAUGAAAGGCGCGUUUUAAGACGCUUCGAAACAAAACAGAAGAGAAGAGAGGAAAACAACAGUACAGCGAUGCAGCAUGCGAUGAAAAAUAAAGCAACCAUUUCCCCGCGCGAUGUUAGAUAAAAUGAAAUUUAAACUAUUAUACAUCACAAUAAUAUCCCCGAUAAAACCCAAGAAGAAAAAAGAAACAACACUCACACCAUCCCUCUGCGUUGGAGGAGGCUCCAUUCCCGCUGUAUUCGCCAUUUUUCUUUGCUGCUCGUACAAUAUAAGAUACAUAUCAAUAACGUAGCGUGUGGCGCAAACAAGAGCAACAUCACACGAAUGUUACGUACACAAUACGCAUGGUGACGUUGUAAUACACACACAGACACAGCAAGUGACAAAUGUUACCGAGAUGGAAUGGUUCUGACGGUAUUGAGUGUGCGAUUGAAAAUGGGUGACAAAUAUACACUCACACACAAGCAAAAGUAAAACAAAACAAUGAAUGAAGCGUAGAAUACCAAGAAGAAUGAAAUAA